Sungouiella intermedia is the source of this 1827-nucleotide messenger RNA. Lineage: Eukaryota; Fungi; Ascomycota; Pichiomycetes; Serinales; Metschnikowiaceae. The record is from the annotation of a GenBank genome assembly.
AUGGCUCAGCCACAACCAUCCACCAAGACUGAAGGGUCAAAGAUGUUGGAGCUGGAUACCAUCCAGACAUUUUUGAAUAGCGACGGCUCAUUGGACGUCCUCUUGACCAGACUCAAACAGUCAAUCAACACAGGAGAUGAAAUCGCCAAGUAUGUGAAGAAGAAGGCAAUGAUUGAAGAUGACCACUACACGCAAUUAAAGAAAUUUGCUGGUCAGGUGCGAGGACUGUUGAAGAAUUCGAAAAAUUUGAAAAAUGACGGCUUCAGCUUGCAUUUCGACCAAGUGGUGGAAUUUGACGAGAAACUCCAUGGUGUCGGCUCCUCGUAUGUGAAGGCCUUGAAUGUCAUGUAUGACGAAUUGGUGUCUUUGGUCAAUACCAUUAGUCGCUCGCGGAAAGUUAUCAAGGAAGAGAGCAAGAGGAAAGAAAAGGAUUGUGCCGACUCCAUUGCGUUGGCCGAAAAGGCGAGACAGAAGUACCAUCAUUUGUGUGAUGAUUUGGAGAAGGUGAAAACGUCUGACCCAAACAAGAAGUCUUUUUUGAAGAACAAGACCGCCGAGCAGCAGGAAGAUGACUUGCAGAGAAAGGUGGAUGCUGCAGACCAAGAUUACAGGCUGAAAGUUGGAACUUGUAAGAAAUUGAAGGACGAGCUUUUGAUGAUUCACAGGCCCGUGAACUCCAAGAAGUUGAUGAACUUGAUUUUGGAAAUGGAUGUGGCGAUGAAUGUUCAGUUGCAGAAAUUUGCAACAUGGAGUGAAACCCUCAUAAUGAACUCUGGUGUGCUCAUUUCCCCAAUCCAAGCCGGCAAGCUGUCCAUGAAGUCGAUUGUUAGCACUAUCGAUAAUGACAUGGACUUGUACAACUAUCUUAUCAAGAAUUCCAAGAACCCAACCAAUAAAGCCUUGGUUCCUGUGGAAUACGUUGCACAUCCCUCGUUUGCAAAGGACAUCAAACCUUCCAAGCCAUUUUUUGCAAAUAAUGCACCCAAGAACAACCACAUGAACUUGUCCGCCGUUGUGGCUAACCCACACUCUUCAAGCACGCCGGUCAGUGGUGAGCAUGACUUCAGAUCUACUAGUGACUCUCAAUCCACUGCCAUUCCGUCCGACAGUCAUUACGAGUCACAAACGUCUGCAUAUCAGUACAGCUCUUUGGACCCCGGCAAUAACGACUUGAAUGGUCCAAGGUCAUUGAGUCUGAUUGCCCAACACUCACAACCCACUUUUGGAGCCUCUAUCGAAGAAGUUAUCAAAUUUGCUGGAAUUGAUAACGUUCCUUUGGUGGUGAAAAGAUGUAUUGAUGUGAUUGAGACAUACGGUUUAAAUAUCGAAGGUAUUUACAGAACAAGUGGAAACAAAGCGACCGUACAACAGUUGAAGGACUCCAUUGACUCUAGCUUUGCCAACUACUUGGUCAUUGGUAGCAACAUUGAUCCAAAUAACGUGUUGGAUGCGGAUAUUUAUUGCACUGCCUCAUUGUUAAAGAUCUAUUUUGCAAGUCUUCCAGAACCACUAUUAACGGAGGAGUACUAUCAAUCCUUUAUUGAAACGGUCAAGUCGGUUGAUGAAACCUUCAUUGCCAAGAAGUUGCAUCACUUAGUGUACAACCUACCUGAUGGUGCAUACUUCACGUUAAGAAGUCUUAUUUUCCAUCUUAAUAAGGUGGCUGCGAACCAAGAUGUGAACAGAAUGAAUGCGAAAUCGUUAGCCAUUAUCUGGGGCCCUGCUAUUCUCAGUGAUAAUUCCAUGUCUCCUCAGGACCUCAGUUGCAAGAGUAAAGUUGUGGAGGAGUUGAUGCUCAUUGCUGACCAAAUCUUUGACGCCGACUAG